AUGGCAUAUGUUCUGCUCUAUGUAGAUGACAUCAUCUUAUCCACUUCUUCCGACACUCUUCGGAAAUCCAUUAUGUCUCUACUCUUUUCUGAGUUCGCAAUGAAGGAUCUGGGUCCUUUGAGUUAUUUCUUGGGCAUUGCUGUUACACGUCACUCGGGUGGCCUCUUCCUAUCUCAGAAACAGUAUGCCACAGAAAUCAUUGAACGUGCAGGCAUGGCUUCGUGCAAACCUUCUUCUACACCAGUUGACACCAAGGCCAAACUCAGCGCCUCCACUGGCUCUCCUACUGAUGAUCCGUCUCUCUAUCGCAGCCUUGCUGGUGCACUCCAGUAUCUCACAUUCACGAGACCAGACAUUUCCUAUGCCGUUCAACAAAUAUGCCUAUUCAUGCAUGAUCCACGGCAUGAGCACAUGAAUGCUCUCAAGCGUAUGAUACGGUGCAUCCAAGGUACCAUUGACCUUGGUUUGCAUUUGUACCCCUCUUCAGUUUCAUCUCUCAUUUAUUACACCGAUGCUGAUUGGGGUGGGUGUCCUGAUACGAGACGGUCAACUUCUGGAUACUGUGUAUUUCUGGGUGACAAUCUAAUCUCUUGGUCGUCCAAACGACAACCUACACUUUCUCGGUCGAGUGCGGAGGCCGAAUACAGAGGUGUUGCGAAUGUCGUGUCUGAAUCUUGUUGGAUUCGAAACUUACUACUGGAACUUCUUUGUCCAAUUAGUAAGGCUACAUUAGUCUAUUGCGAUAAUGUAAGUGCGGUGUAUCUCUCCGGCAAUCCAGUUCAACAUCAACGCACAAAACAUGUCGAGAUGGAUAUUCACUUCGUACGCGAAAAAGUUGCUAAAGGACAUGUUGUUAGGUUAUGA
Messenger RNA from Spinacia oleracea (spinach), 864 nucleotides. RefSeq lists its product as uncharacterized. Lineage: Eukaryota; Viridiplantae; Streptophyta; Magnoliopsida; Caryophyllales; Amaranthaceae. The record is from RefSeq and is a predicted model, not a curated record. The coding region runs from base 1 to 864 and encodes 287 amino acids. The transcript has a single exon.